Messenger RNA from Arachis ipaensis, 3106 nucleotides. Lineage: Eukaryota; Viridiplantae; Streptophyta; Magnoliopsida; Fabales; Fabaceae. The record is from RefSeq and is a predicted model, not a curated record.
UGAAAUUCUCCCGAAACCUUCACGGCUCAUCUUCUUCUUGCCACGUGUCCUCUUUCUAUCCUCUCCUUCCAUUCAUCUCUUAAACACUUCCUUCUUCCACUGUUUUGUUUGUCUUCUGCUUCUGUCACUCUUCCAACUUCAUUCUUCUGUCACAGCAAACUACUCAUGCUCCAUGAAAGCUAGGGUUCACCCUUGAUCCUUACUCUUUCUUUCUUUCUUCAAAUUCUACCUUCAUUCACUCACCGAUCCAUGGCUUUCUCUACUUUGCCCCUACCUGAGCUCAAGUUUCUUGCACCGCAAAUUACUCCCAAGCGUCGAGUUGCUCUCUCUAGAUUCUCUUCUUGCUCUUCCGUUUCGAGGACCUCACGAUACAAUGUUGCUCUUCGCAUGCGAAUUCGCGCUGUCAUCGAAGAAGGUGCUUUGGCGGGAAGAGAGGCCAGUGAUGCGAAGUGGAGUGGGAAUGGAGCUGCUUCAAGCGUUGGUAGCGACUACGGUAGUAGCAAUGGGUACUACAUGAAUGGCGGCGUCGGCGUGGUGGAGAAUGGGAAUGGAGCUGCCAGUGAAAGGUUGGUCAAGUACGUGAAUGGCAAUGGUGCUGUGGCGGCGGAAGCGGAGGUGACACUGGUGUUGGAAGAUUCCGGUGAAAUGGAAUCGAAGCGGAAGGAGGAUGGGAGGAAGAAGAGGUUGGAGGAGAUUGGCAAGGAAGAUGCUUGGUUCAAGCAAACCGGGAAUGAACCGGUUGAGGUAGCAGUUACGCCUGGAGGUCGUUGGAGCAGGUUCAAGACUUACUCAACAAUACAGAGAACGUUGGAAAUUUGGGGGUUUGUUUUCACCUUCAUCUUCAAGGCUUGGCUCAAUAAUCAGAAAUUCACUUAUAAAGGUGGAAUGACUGAGGAAAAGAAAACCUUAAGGCGGAAAGACCUUGCCAAGUGGCUUAAGGAGAGCAUUCUGAGAUUAGGUCCUACAUUCAUCAAAAUCGGCCAGCAAUUCUCCACGAGGGUGGAUAUCCUUCCCCAAGAAUAUGUUGACCAGUUGUCAGAACUUCAGGAUCAAGUUCCUCCAUUCCCCUCAGAGACUGCAAUAGCUAUUGUUGAAGAGGAGCUUGGAGCUCCUAUAAAGAGCAUCUUUGAUCAGUUUGACUAUGAACCGAUAGCUGCUGCAAGUCUUGGUCAGGUUCAUCGUGCAAGGUUAAAGGGACAGGAGGUUGUUGUUAAAGUGCAAAGGCCUGGUCUCAAGGAUCUUUUUGAUAUUGAUCUUAAAAAUCUGAGGGUUAUAGCUGAGUAUCUUCAAAAAGUUGAUCCUAAAUCAGAUGGUGCAAAGAGGGACUGGGUUGCUAUUUAUGACGAGUGUGCAUCCGUUUUAUAUCAGGAGAUUGAUUACACGAAGGAAGCUGCUAAUGCAGAACUGUUUGCAAAUAACUUUAAGAACAUGGAUUAUGUGAAAGUCCCUACAAUCAUUUGGGAUUAUACCACACCACAGAUGCUUACAAUGGAGUAUGUUCCAGGGAUUAAAAUAAACAAAAUACAAGCAUUAGAUCAGCUGGGUGUUGACCGAAAAAGGUUAGGGCGAUAUGCUGUUGAGUCUUACUUGGAGCAGAUUCUAUCUCAUGGAUUCUUCCAUGCUGACCCUCAUCCUGGAAAUAUUGCAGUGGAUGAUGUUAAUGGCGGAAGGUUGAUCUUCUAUGAUUUUGGAAUGAUGGGAAGUAUCAGUCCAAAUAUCCGGGAAGGAUUACUGGAAGCUUUCUACGGGGUUUAUGAGAAGGAUCCAGACAAGGUCCUUCAAGCAAUGAUUCAAAUGGGUGUCCUUGUCCCAACUGGAGAUAUGACUGCUGUGAGAAGAACAGCACAGUUCUUCCUCAAUAGUUAAGUUUUUUAGCCUUAUAUCUUUUUUUACUACAUAUGUCUAGCUGCACAAAGGAGAGAGAGAGAGAUGGCAACAGCUGAACUUGGAUUCAAAAAGCCGUUAAGCAAGGAGGAAAAAGUAAUGAAGAAGAAAGAGCGUCUGGCUGCCAUUGGUGAAGAUUUAUUAUCCAUUGCAGCAGACCAGCCCUUCCGCUUUCCUGCUACAUUCACAUUUGUUGUUAGAGCCUUCUCAGUUUUGGAUGGUAUUGGAAAGGGCCUUGACCCACGUUUUGAUAUUACCGAGAUUGCCAAACCUUAUGCCAUGGAGUUGCUAAGAUUCCGUGAGGCAGGAGUUGAAGUUGUCCUAAAGGAUUUCAGAAAGAGAUGGGGAAGACAAUCUCAAGCAUUUUACAACUUAUUUAGACAGGCUGACAGGGUUGAAAGACUCGCAGAAAUUAUCCAAAAAUUGGAGCAAGGUGAUCUAAAGCUUCGAGUUCGAGCUUUAGAAUCUGAGAGGGCAUUCCAACGUGUGGCCGCUGUACAGAAGACAAUAGGCAAUGCGGUAGCUGCUGGGAGCCUAGUAAAUCUUGCAACAAUUCUGUAUCUCAAUGCGAUUAGGGUGCCUGCCAUGAUGGCGUAUGGCUUUUGUGCAAUCUUUGCUUUCCAAGUUCUCUUUGGCAUUGUGAAGAUUAAGAAGUUAGAUGAACGGGAACGGUUGAUUACAGGGACUGCUUAAACAACUCCCAGGUAACAUUAUUCACAUUUUACUCCUAAAACCCACAACCGGGGCUUAGUAGUUGGGAAUUAGAGCAUUAAAUGGAUGGAUUAGGAGGUCCGAGCAAUAACCAACAUCUUCAAACAAUUAUGCUGGACGCUUCUUCUGUCAAUUGAUUACUUCGCUCGAAGGAUUGGGACUCUUUUUAGCUAAUCGGCUAGCCACAUUUUUGUCAUUAAUAUGACACUCCCACUUCCAUUGAUAUUACACUCCCACUUCCAUCCCCUUCAAUAAUGUAUUCUCAAUGACAGUGUGUCACUGAGGUUCUUUCAUAUAUAUAUUCGUACAGUAAAAUUUAUAGAUAUUAGUGUAGGCCUUCUUAUUGUAAAUUUGUAAUAACCAUAAUGUAUGAUGCACACGAUGCAGCGUGCAGCCUCCAACAGAGUUUGACUGUGAGUACUGAGAAGCUUUUCUUGUAACACUGAGUACAUAAAUUUUGUUUAACAAAGAUACAAAAGUAAGUACAUGUGAUCCAUAUAUUUAGGUUUCA